AGAGCGUCUGUUUCAAUUCAUGCUUGUCGCUGUUGAGAAUCAAGAGAAAGCGAUGACUUCGCCGGAUUCCGGCAUCGAAGACGUUUCUGAGAUGACAAGGACGAUGCAGGUUCAACGGAAAAGCUUAGAAGGUCGACAGGUGAAAUCGUUCUGCGAUAACAAGGACGACGGAGAAUGUGUGAAGACUAGGAAGAGGAAGCAUUUGAGGAAGAAAUUGUCACCGGCGGUGUCUUCUAGAUCGUUGGAACUGAAAAAAGAAGGAAGUUCCGAAAAUUUAGGUUCUGAUGAAUCAUUAUCGCCGCAAUCGUUGUCGUCGUCAUCAUCGUCACUUUCAGAUCAGUCAUCGGAGAACGAAGGUGUAGCGGUGGGGAUACUGGAGGCGAGCAGCGAAGUAUUCGGACGUGAAGAGGUGAUACGGAGCUUUCCGUGCCUAUCGCAUGGUUUCGCUUCUGUGUGUGGCCGGAGAAGAGAGAUGGAAGAUGCUGUUACGGUGGUCCCGGGGCUUUUAACCGGAAAAUCGGUAUGGUACGAUUUCUUUGGGGUCUACGACGGGCAUGGUGGUUCAUUGGUAGCGAAUGCGUGUCGGGAUAGGUUACAUAGAGUGCUAGUGAAGGAGAUUGAAGGCCGUGAGGCGUUGGAUGGAACGGCUUGGAAGGAAGGAGAUGAUGAGUUUGAUUGGAAGGAAGUGAUGGGACGUUGUUUUGCUAAGAUGGAUGAGGAAUUCAAAGGAAGUGGAGUGGAUGAGGAGGAUGAUUCGGCAUUGGAGAGAACCAUCGGAUCGACGGCUGUGGUGGCGGUUGUUGGAACUGAGGAGCUUGUUGUCGCUAAUUGCGGGGAUUCCAGAGCCGUUCUUUCUCGCGGAGGGGUUGCAGUUCCACUCUCUCGUGAUCACAAGCCUGACAGACCUGACGAGAUGGAGAGAGUAGAAGCUGCUGGUGGGAGAGUAAUAAACUGGAACGGUAAUCGUGUCUUAGGAGUACUUGCUACUUCUAGAUCAAUAGGGGAUCACUAUCUCAAACCAUAUGUGAUUUCAGAGCCGGAGGUUACAGUCAACAAGAGAACUGAGGCUGAUGAAUUCCUGAUAUUAGCUAGUGAUGGAUUGUGGGAUGUUAUGUCAAAUGAAGUUGCUUGUGAGAUUGUAAGAAGAUGCUUCGAUGGCCAAAUGAUGAAGAGAUUCUCAAAGAUGGGGAAGGGAUUGAGGGGAGGUGGUGCUGGUGAGGCGGCAGCUGUGCUCGCCGAGCUUGCAAUGGCCAGGGGAAGCAGAGAUAACAUUAGCGUUGUUGUAGUAGAACUGAGGAAAUUAAGCAACAAUGGCUUCUCUUGAUAUUCAUUUGAUUUUUAAGCUUGUUUAAUGUUGGGGAAUUUGCAUUAAAAUUUGAAAUAGAUUGAGGCAGAUAUAGUGGAUUUGCAAUUCUA
This is a messenger RNA of Macadamia integrifolia, 1416 nucleotides long. RefSeq names its product protein phosphatase 2C 51-like. NCBI's taxonomy places the organism in Eukaryota, Viridiplantae, Streptophyta, Magnoliopsida, Proteales, Proteaceae. Bases 20 to 1324 code for a protein of 434 amino acids. The record is from RefSeq and is a predicted model, not a curated record. Gene Ontology annotation, molecular function: cation binding; protein serine/threonine phosphatase activity. Gene Ontology annotation, biological process: protein dephosphorylation. The transcript is spliced from 3 exons. Gene Ontology annotation, cellular component: nucleus; cytosol.